Molecule: messenger RNA, 1177 nt
Organism: Cuscuta epithymum
Lineage: Eukaryota; Viridiplantae; Streptophyta; Magnoliopsida; Solanales; Convolvulaceae
Source: the annotation of a GenBank genome assembly
CAAUUCACGGGUUAACACUUAACACCGCAGCAUAAAGAAUGUAUUUCCUGGAAGUAUUGGCUUGCGGUGGUUGGGCACAGAAAACCCGAGGGAGAGGAAGAACGUCAAUGAAAGUCCCCAAGGCGACGGUUGCCUGAAAAAGAAUUACAGCCUCAUGGAACCUAAAUCCACAGCACUUGCAGCUCCCCUGAACCCGGCGACUCCUAAUUGCGCCGCGAAGAAGAACCGCGACUUCCUCAUCCACCUCGAGGCCUACCUAUCGAAGCGAGACGGCGUCGACAAGCUGCUGAAAAUCUCUCGCUACGCCACCAAGAUCAUCCUCGCCUCCUCCCUCCUCCCUCCCGGUGCUCCCCUCACCCACCGUCUCAAGUCCUUCGAAUCCAGCGUUGGCAUCAGCCGGAAAGCUUUCCGCCUCGGGAAAUUCGUGCAAGACGUCAACUCCCUCCGUGCCUCCCCCGAUCAUAUCCUCCUCUCCAUUAUCGCCUAUGGGGGAGAGGGGUUAUACUACUUCGUCGAACAGUUUGUUUGGCUGGGAAAAUCUGGGCUGAUCGACAAGAAACAUCUGAAUCGGUUGCAGAAAAUUAGCGCCUGGUGUGAGCUUGUAGGCUACGUUGGCAGUGUGAGCUUGAAGGUGAGGGAGCUACAGAGGAUUGCUGAGGACGAGGCUUGUUUGGUUUCGAGUAUUGAGAUUGCGGUGGUUAGGGGUAUUGCGUGUGUAGAGGAGGGGGAGAGGCUAAGGAAGUUGAGAGAGAAGAAGAUGAUGAAGAGGCUGUCCAUUUUGCAAGAUUUUGCUGAUGCUUUAAUGGCUUUAGCUGAUAUUAGAGAUGGCAGUGGAUUGUUUUCUGGGCAGCUGAUACUCUCAUCAGCUGGGCUUCUUUCAGCUCUCAUCAGCACUCACAAGAAUUGGGUUUCCUGCUGAUUGUACUAUUCAAUUCUCAGGCAUGGGGUUUGUAAUCUUCCUGAAUCAUCCUUUAGAGAUUUAGGAAGAAUUGUAGAAUUUAUAUGUUAGCAAGUUUGAGAGUUUUGUGCGGACUAGCACAUUGUAACUUGCAAUACUUAAUGGUACUGAUUUUGGAUGAUCAAUAAUAUUCUAUUUGCCUAUGCAUUGAAUUAGGCAAGCUUAUGUGUUCUUGUAGUUUGUUUCCUGAAAUUGCUUUUAUAUAUGACUAUAUUGUGC